CUCCUCAGACGACAGGACAUGCAGAAACUCUGGUUCACCCUGGCUGUCUGGCUGCUCAGCCCAGGGUCCCAGCUGGAAGCUGAAGCUCGGAAUCCAAGUCUCGGUGUCAAACUCUGCGGGAGAGAGUUUAUUCGGGCUGUCAUCUUUACCUGUGGAGGGUCCAGGUGGAAGCGGACUGAGACGCUAGAGGCGGGAAACAUGAUUUGUGCUCUCUCUCCUGCAGACAUCGCUGACCCCUUUUCCCACAUGCCGCAGUCUCUGGACGAUGCCAACCCCGACAGCUGGGAUCUCGCUGACGACGCCGCCAGCUAUGACUCGGCCAGCUGGAGGUUCCUGGUGGGAUUCGGGGAUGAGGGCAGGAGCCGGAGGAGCAUCUCCAAUGACGUUCUGGAGGCUCUGAGGAGCACGGAUAGGAAGGGGAGGGAUGUGGUGGUGGCUCUGUCUAAUGCCUGCUGUAAGUGGGGGUGCACCAAGAGUGAGAUUAGCUCGCUCUGCUAAUACCUGCGCC
This is a messenger RNA of Amblyraja radiata (thorny skate), 508 nucleotides long. RefSeq names its product relaxin 3a (gene rln3a). Gene Ontology annotation, molecular function: hormone activity; G protein-coupled receptor binding. Bases 19 to 498 code for a protein of 159 amino acids. Gene Ontology annotation, cellular component: extracellular region. The record is from RefSeq and is a predicted model, not a curated record. Lineage: Eukaryota; Metazoa; Chordata; Chondrichthyes; Rajiformes; Rajidae. The transcript has 3 exons.